AUGGCCCCUAGAAUCAGCGAAGUGAUCAAAACAGAUCAUCGGGAGAUUGAGUCGUAUUAUGACAAGAUCAUCAACUCCUCCAAUCAAGAUGAGCAGACGCGCUUCCAGAACUUAUUCACCUGGGAGCUAGCUCGGCACUCCAUUGGAGAGGAGCUUGUCGUUUAUCCAGUUUUUGAAAAACUGCUCUCUGGUGGCGUUGAAAUGGCCAACAAGGACCGCAAGGAGCAUCUAAGGGUCAAAGAGCAAUUAAAGGCAUUCCAGAACAUGAAGCCUUCGGAUACAGAGUUCAUUCCGACCAUCAAGGAGUUGAUGGUAACCCUAUCCCAGCAUAUCAAAGAGGAAGAGAAUGACGACUUGCCAAAGCUGGAAGCAGCGUUGUCUCAGGAGGACAGCGAGGGCUACGCUAAGAGCUUUGGCCGAACAAAGAUGUUUGUGCCUUCUCGUUCACACCCGAGUGCGCCGGAUAAACCCCCCUUGAGACAGUGGUGGGGCUUUUGA
Molecule: messenger RNA, 498 nt
Organism: Penicillium bovifimosum
Lineage: Eukaryota; Fungi; Ascomycota; Eurotiomycetes; Eurotiales; Aspergillaceae
Exons: 2
Coding region: 1-498 (165 amino acids)
Source: RefSeq, a predicted model, not a curated record